Messenger RNA from Saccostrea echinata, 2174 nucleotides. RefSeq lists its product as uncharacterized. NCBI's taxonomy places the organism in Eukaryota, Metazoa, Mollusca, Bivalvia, Ostreida, Ostreidae. The transcript is spliced from 3 exons. The record is from RefSeq and is a predicted model, not a curated record. Bases 1 to 1908 code for a protein of 635 amino acids.
AUGGCAAUACUUUUUAGGCAGCUACGGCUUUACGUCAUUGUAGUUACAGCGUUUACAAUUAUACUGAUCUUCAGUGGGAUGCGCAUAUUGUUUAAAACACUGGAAGGGGCGUUAGAAGAAGUCAAUGAACAAAAACCAGAUGAUUUUAGUGUAACUGUUCAUUUAAGUACAUACUCUGUGAUUAAAUUAGACAAUUUUCUCCUUCCUCCUCAUCCAAAACAAGGUCAUCCGAAUCCAGACCGGAAGUUCUCCGAAGCACGACAGGACGAGACAGUCUAUAAAAUAUUCCCGAAAAUAGGUGGGUUUUUUAUAGAACUUGGUGCAAACGAUGGUCUCUAUUUGUCAAAUACAAUUUGGUUAGAAAGACAACACGGAUGGACCGGACUAUUAAUUGAAGCUAAUCCAGGACUUUGUAAACAUAUCGACGAUCUGAAACGCCAUGCUUGGCGACUGUGCUCAUGUAUUUCUAAAAAGAUGAGACAUGCUACGUUCGUGCGAGCUGACAGUAUAGGUGGAGUAGAGGAAAAUUUGGACAUUUAUCACAAAAAACAUUUCAAUGUCACAAGAAAGGUAGAAGUACCGUGUUUUAGCAUGUCAGAAGUCCUGGACAGAAUUAAUGUCCAUCAUAUUGACUAUUAUUCGUUAGAUGUUGAAGGAGCAGAAAUAUCUAUUUUAGAAUCCAUGAAGGAAGAACUUUCUUCAGGCAAAAUGACUGUAGACAUAUGGUCCAUAGAGUACCGUGUUUGGGACGGGGAACAAACUUUGGUGCAAAAAUCUAUGGAAAAUUUAAAGGUUAUUCGAAAUUUUUUCGGAGAAGUUGGUGGUUAUGUUGAACAUUCUCACUUAUCCGAGAACAGAAACAACGCCAUUGGUUAUGCAUUGGAUGUUAUGUUUGUAAAUUUUAAAACUUGGUGUAAACAUUAUCCAAAUCUUCCUAACGGAGGGACCUGCAUGGUUGCACAAACCAUCAUGGCGAUAAUUUUGAGGCAAAGGCAGCGAUACAUUAUUGCCGCAACAGCAGUUACAAGUUUACUUCUUUUCUGGAUUUAUGUUUUGCUAAAAGAACCAGAGGAAAUCAAUGAACAAAAACCAGAUGAUUUUAGCGUAACUAUUAAUUUAAAUGCAUAUCCUGUAAUCAAAUUAGACGAUUUUCUCCGUCCUCCUCAUCCCAAACAAGGUCAUUCGAACCCCGACCGGAAGUUCUCCCAAGCAGGACAGGAUGAGGCAGUCUAUAAAAUUUUCCCAAAAUCUCUUGGGUUCUUCGUAGACAUUGGUGCAAACGAUGGUCUGUAUUUGUCAAACACAAUAUGGUUAGAACGAAAACACUGGUGGACCGGUCUAUUAAUUGAAGCCAAUCCAGGACUUUGCAAACACAUCGACGAUCUCAAACGCCAUGCUUGGCGGUUGUGUGCAUGCAUAUCUAACAAAGUGAGGCGUGCUACAUUCGUGCGAGCUGACGGUGUUGGCGGAGUAGAAGGAAAUUUGGACACUGAUCACAAAAAACAAUUCAAUGUCACAAGAAAGGUAGAAGUACCGUGCUUUAGCAUGGCAGAAGUUUUGGACAAAAUUAAUGUCCACCAUAUUGAUUUUUAUUCACUAGAUGUUGAAGGAGCAGAAAUGGUCAUUUUAGAAUCCGUGAGGGAAGAACUUUCUUCAGGCAAAAUGACUGUAGACGUAUGGUCCAUAGAGUACCGUGUUUGGGACGGAAAGCAAAUUGUGGUGCAAAAAUCUAUGGAAAAUUUAAAAGCUCUACGAAAGUUUUUCAGAGAAGUUGGUGGUUAUGUUGAACAUUCACACUUAUCGAAUGACAAAAACAAUGCCAUUGGUUAUGCUUUAGAUGUUAUUUUUGUGAAUGUAAAAACUUGGUGUAAACAUUAUCCAAUUCUUCCUAACGGAGAACCAUGCUGAUAUUGUAAAAUUCGUCUAAUAUUCCAAGGAGAACUACGAAACCUCUCACUGCUUAACUGUUACUGAAUCAAUAGGCUUCAUACGAACGCCUUUAUGUUUUGUAAUCGUAAGUCCUGGACCUGAUAGAAGUAAACGGUUCACAACAAUAGCAUCACAUGCUUUUGUGAAAGAAAAGUCAGUUCGAAUUCAAAUAUACUCAAAAAUUUGUGAUGUGUUGAAUGUUUCAUCUAAAAUAUGAAAAAGGGUAAUAAAUGGUUGUUUUUUAA